Physeter macrocephalus (sperm whale) is the source of this 1509-nucleotide messenger RNA. It is a transcript of the gene CDK4, whose product is annotated as cyclin dependent kinase 4. NCBI's taxonomy places the organism in Eukaryota, Metazoa, Chordata, Mammalia, Artiodactyla, Physeteridae. Gene Ontology annotation, cellular component: cytoplasm; nucleus; cyclin-dependent protein kinase holoenzyme complex. Gene Ontology annotation, molecular function: cyclin-dependent protein serine/threonine kinase activity; cyclin binding; ATP binding. Bases 267 to 1178 code for a protein of 303 amino acids. Gene Ontology annotation, biological process: protein phosphorylation; regulation of gene expression; regulation of G2/M transition of mitotic cell cycle. The record is from RefSeq and is a predicted model, not a curated record. The transcript has 8 exons.
GUAGUAUGGUCACGUGCUCCGAACGUCCGGCGUUCGCCCCGCCCCCUCGAUUUCCGCGCGCCUCUUUGGCAGCUGGUCACAUGGUGAGGGUGGGGGUAAAGGGGGCCGCUCUAGCCUGCGGCCUGUGUCUAUGGUCGGGCCCGUAGCGUCCAGCUGCCCCGGACCGAGCUCGAGUGUAUGGCGCCGCAGGAACCGGCUCCGGGGCCCCGAUAACGGGCCGCCCCCGCAGCUCCAGACACGGGGUGAGGGUCUCCUCUGGUCUGAGAAUGGCUACCCCUCGAUAUGAGCCAGUGGCUGAGAUUGGUGUUGGUGCCUAUGGGACGGUGUAUAAGGCCCGUGAUCCCCACAGUGGCCACUUUGUGGCCCUCAAGAGCGUAAGAGUCCCCAAUGGAGGAGGUGCUGGAGGGGGCCUGCCCAUCAGCACAGUCCGUGAGGUGGCUUUACUGCGGCGGCUGGAGGCUUUUGAGCAUCCCAAUGUUGUGCGGCUGAUGGACGUCUGUGCCACAGCCCGAACUGACCGGGAAACCAAAGUGACCCUGGUGUUUGAGCAUGUGGACCAAGACCUAAGGACAUAUCUGGACAAGGCACCCCCGCCAGGCUUGCCAGUGGAGACCAUCAAGGAUCUGAUGCGCCAGUUUCUAAGAGGCCUAGAUUUCCUUCAUGCCAACUGCAUCGUUCAUCGGGAUCUGAAGCCAGAGAACAUUCUGGUGACAAGUGGUGGGACAGUCAAGCUGGCCGACUUUGGCCUGGCCAGAAUCUACAGCUACCAGAUGGCGCUUACACCUGUGGUGGUUACACUCUGGUACCGUGCUCCAGAAGUUCUUUUGCAGUCUACAUAUGCAACACCUGUGGACAUGUGGAGUGUUGGCUGUAUCUUUGCAGAGAUGUUUCGUCGAAAGCCUCUCUUCUGUGGAAACUCUGAAGCUGACCAGUUAGGCAAAAUCUUUGACCUGAUCGGACUGCCCCCAGAGGAUGACUGGCCCCGAGAUGUGUCUCUACCCCGAGGAGCCUUUUCCCCCAGAGGGCCCCGCCCCGUGCAGUCGGUGGUACCUGAGAUGGAAGAGUCUGGAGCACAGCUGCUGCUGGAGAUGCUGACUUUUAACCCACACAAGAGAAUCUCUGCCUUCCGAGCCCUGCAGCACUCUUAUCUACAUAAGGCAGAAGGUAACCCAGAGUGAGCCAUGGAAUGGUUGCAACAGAACCAAGAGAAGAGAAGCCAACAUUUCCCUUCCUUUGAACAUUUGAGUGGAGAGCCCCCCACUAAGAAGGUGACCUCUGCCUUCAUCUCUGAGGCUAUGGAGAUGACUCCAACUUUUUAUAGAGAAUAUUUUGCCGCCUUAAUGACAUUCCCCUCCCACCCCUCCUUUUGAGGCUUAUCCUUCUCUUGCCCCCUCUGUGUCCUUACACCAAGGGGUAUGUCCCUUGUUCUUCCCCUUCCCUAUACAUUGAUAUUGGGAUCCUUUUUUAUACAGGAAAAACAACAAAACAAAGAAAUCUGGUCUUUUUUUU